Molecule: messenger RNA, 426 nt
Organism: Gloeophyllum trabeum ATCC 11539
Lineage: Eukaryota; Fungi; Basidiomycota; Agaricomycetes; Gloeophyllales; Gloeophyllaceae
Exons: 1
Molecular function (GO): acyltransferase activity, transferring groups other than amino-acyl groups
Source: RefSeq, a predicted model, not a curated record
ACCAUAUUCCUCCGCCAUUCAGUCCUUUGGCCUGAUCAAGCCGUGUCCUACGUAUGCUUACCCGAAGACGAAAAAGGCAAACACUAUGGCGCAUUCGUACAGGAGACUAACUCUCCGAUAUGUGUUGUAUCACUCUUUGCAGAGCCGUUGCCAUGUGCAGUACCUGAAUUCGAUAGCAACAGUACUAUAGCUGUUCGCUUUCGGAAGUUCGCAUGCGCUCCUUCGUACCAGGGGCGAGGCAUCGGCACAGCCCUCUUGAAGCAUGCCUUCAUAAGCGCACGCACUCACCUUUCGGCAAGUGUAGUCUGGUGCGAUGCUCGGUUGAGCGCCUCACGCUGGUACGAAAAGCGAGGGAUGAGACCUUUCGGGGAAUCAUUUUGGAAAGGUGAUAUAGAAUACACCAGGAUGUGGAUUGCAGUAUGGUAA